GUAAUUAAAAAAAAUGAAUAUAAAGAUAUAAAUGACAGAAGUCUUGCUUCACCUAACCUAAAAAUUUCAUAAAAUAAAUAAAAUCCAAGUGGAAAAUGAAUAUUCCUUAUGGAAAAGUCGCUAUUUAUUUGUUAACCUUUCUUGGAUAUGUUUAUUCUGGUUAUGGGUCUGGAGUUCUAGGAACUUUGAGAGAUGCGAUUUUAUCAGCUGAAACCGUUUUCGGAGAUGUAUUAAAAAAUAUUGUGAAAGUGGCUCAAAACUUUAAAAAUGUGCACGAUAUUUUUGAUGCAGCAGUCGAAGAAGAUUGUAUUUUUAAGUGUCCAACAGGAGCCGUUCCAAAACCAAAUCGAAAUCAUGUACCUAGUGCCAAUGGCUGCGGAGCAUUAGGUGUCAAGAUCAACAGCGAUUAUUUACCAUUCGGGGCCAUGGAAAAAUGCUGUAAUGCACACGACAUAUGCUACGACACGUGCAACAAAGAUAAGGAAGUCUGCGAUGUGGAUUUUAAACGAUGCCUCUACAAGCAUUGUGAUGCUUAUGCAGAAAAUGUUGGAGGCCAAACAAUGACAAAAGCAUGCAAAGGUGCUGCAAAAAUGUUGUUUACCGGUACGCUGACUUUAGGAUGUAAAGCUUAUAUUGACGCACAGAGUAAAGCUUGUUAUUGUCCCUCAAGUCCAGGCUGGAAGGAUAAAAAGAACAGCAAAUAUACACCUGGUGGAGAUAGAGGAGAACUUUAAAGAAUAAUUAUCGUGAUUUAUUUUUGUUUUGGUGUUGUGUUUUGUAGUUAGGUAUAGUAUUAGAAUCAUACAAUUUUUCCCAUCGAGAGUUUUUUUUUUUUCGAAAAAUUCGACAUAGUGAGAAUAAGUUAAUUUGUUAUCAACUAAAAGAUGGUGCGUUCAAGCUUACCAGGGCCAGUAACGGCUGCGUGUUAAAGGAAUUGCAGUCAAACUUGGAUUAAAAAUUCAUAUCCAUGCCUAUUGUAACCUCAUUUAUUCCAUUUUUUAUUUAUUUAUCAGUAAUAAUGCAUGUUAAUUUGUUUUUAUAAAUUAUUUUUAAAAUUCUUCAUUUAAUCACCAAACCUCAGAGAUCAGGGAUUUGCUCAAUAUAGUCUUCCAUUUUUGUUACUUUUUUAAGAUUUUUAAGAAAUUUUUGUGUUCAGUUAUAUAUUUUAUUGGUAAAAAAUACUAUAAUUUUUUUAUUUGCAUUUUAGUUUAGAUUUGUUUUAUUACCUGUUAAUCUUAUACCCAAUUUGUUUUAGUUUAUUUCAUGAUAAAUUUGCAAGGCAAUUAAGUAAAGACAUAAUAAAAAUUAGAUAUAAUGUAUAUGUUACUUGAUUACGUCUAAAUAACUAGUAGUAAUGUUUAAAAGCAAACAUAUUUAUUUUGUACCAUCAAGCAAUUCUUUAUUCUUUAAAUAGAAAAUACUUUAUAGGUUUUUGAUGUGUCAUUUUUCUCGAUUUGGGUGAAUAUGUAGUAUUUUUAGUUACCACUUGUGUGAUAUUUAUGUAUUUUUUGGUGGAUUUUGAUGAUAAUUGUGUUGUUAAUUAUAUGUAAAUAAAGUUAUUGAUUUCUUUA
Sitophilus oryzae (rice weevil) is the source of this 1571-nucleotide messenger RNA. Its product is annotated as group XIIA secretory phospholipase A2-like. The record is from RefSeq and is a predicted model, not a curated record. Gene Ontology annotation, cellular component: extracellular region. The coding region runs from base 96 to 734 and encodes 212 amino acids. Gene Ontology annotation, biological process: phospholipid metabolic process; lipid catabolic process; arachidonate secretion. The transcript is spliced from 3 exons. Gene Ontology annotation, molecular function: calcium ion binding; A2-type glycerophospholipase activity. NCBI's taxonomy places the organism in Eukaryota, Metazoa, Arthropoda, Insecta, Coleoptera, Curculionidae.